GGGACUGGGCCGGGGUGUAGGGGAAGCCGGGGCCGGGUCGGAGCGCGGCGCUCACUCCCGCGCUCUCCCGCCGCAGGCGUGAACCUGGUCCGGAAGCAGGCGGUGAACUUCACGGAGGCGGCGGGCAGGCCUCGGCGCGAGGAGGAAGUGAGCGCGCUGUGCUGGGCGGACGCGGCCGAGAGCCAGAUUCUAAUCGGCUGUGCCAACGGGACCGUGAAGUCCUUCAGCACAGAGGGGGGCAAGUUCCUGAGGAGCAGGUGCUGUCCAGGAGGAGAAGGGACUUUUCGAGGGCUUGCAAAGCAUGAUGGCUGUCUUAUCACAUGUGUGGAGUCUGGAAUUCUCCGAGUCUGGCCUGAGGACUCCUCUGAACAUAUUAAAGAGCUCAGUGUGGGUCCAAGUGUGUGCAGGAUGCGCCAGGACCCCGAUCGACCCCAAGUUGUGGCCACUGGUGGGAAGGAGAAUUCACUGAAGGUGUGGGACCUGCAGACAUUGUCCCAGGAGCCCAUAUUCAAAGCAAAGAAUGUCCGCAAUGACUGGUUGAAUCUCCGGGUUCCCAUCUGGGACCAGGACAUCCAGUUCCUCCCAGGGUCACAGAAAAUCGUUACGUGCACUGGACAUCACCAGGUGCGAGUGUAUGACCCAGCCUCCCCACAGCGGCGGCCUGUGCUGGAAGCCACCUAUGGAGAAUAUCCCCUGAUGGCCAUGACCCUCACUCCAGGGGGCACUUCUGUGGUUGUGGGAAACACCCACGGGCAGCUGGCAGAAAUUGACCUUCGGCAAGGGCGCCUGGUAUGCUGCUUAAAGGGUCUGGCAGGCAGUGUUCGGGGGCUGCAGUGCCAUCCGACUCAGCCUAUUCUUGCUUCCUGUGGCCUGGACCGAGUUCUGCGUGUGCAUCGACUUCGGGAGCCUCGAGGACUGGAACACAAGGUUUAUCUCAAGUCACGGCUGAACUGUCUCCUCUUGUCAGGCAGGGACAACUGGGAGGAUGAGCCCAGAGAGCCUGCCCCAGUCCCCUCAGAAGAAGCAGAGAAUGAUGAGUUGUGGGAUUCACUGGAGCCCGUGGUUGUUGGGGUCAAGAGGAGACAGAAGCCCCUGGAAGCCCAGCCUGGGGGGAAGAAGAAGCAACAGCAGCUGGGUGGCCCCUCACCUCUGUCCCCCUCUUUGUAAAUAAAGAAGUCAC
Molecule: messenger RNA, 1180 nt
Organism: Dromiciops gliroides (monito del monte)
Lineage: Eukaryota; Metazoa; Chordata; Mammalia; Microbiotheria; Microbiotheriidae
Gene: WDR74
Product: WD repeat domain 74
Exons: 10
Coding region: 409-1167 (252 amino acids)
Biological process (GO): ribosomal large subunit biogenesis
Cellular component (GO): nucleolus; preribosome, large subunit precursor
Molecular function (GO): protein binding
Source: RefSeq, a predicted model, not a curated record